Messenger RNA from Suillus fuscotomentosus, 1007 nucleotides. Its product is annotated as proline-specific peptidase. Gene Ontology annotation, biological process: proteolysis. Bases 1 to 915 code for a protein of 304 amino acids. The transcript is spliced from 2 exons. The record is from RefSeq and is a predicted model, not a curated record. NCBI's taxonomy places the organism in Eukaryota, Fungi, Basidiomycota, Agaricomycetes, Boletales, Suillaceae. Gene Ontology annotation, molecular function: peptidase activity.
AUGGCUGAAGUUACAGGCAAAGUAGAUUUCAAAGUUGGAGACGACACGUACCAGACCUGGUACAAAAUCGUUGGGGAUCUCACUUCGGAUGCACACCCUCUCAUCGUGCUGCACGGUGGCCCCGGCGUCUCGCAUGAGUAUAUGACACCUCUCGCCGAAAUUCACAACAAAUGCAACAUUCCCGUCAUUUUUUACGACCAGAUUGGCAUCGGAAAGUCCUUUUUUGAAGGUGUGGCGGACAAGCCCAAAGAGUUUUGGACCAUUGAUCUCUUCGUGGAUGAACUGGAAAACCUUGUUGCCCACCUUGGUGUCCAGAAUGGCUUCGCUCUUCUGGGUCACUCCUGGGGAGGGAUGCUCGGGGCACACUACGCCAGCCACAGGCAUCCUGUAGGUCUCAAACACCUCGUCAUCACCGGCGGAGCGCCGUCCAUGGCACUGUGGGAACAAAGCACCGGCCAGUUGCUGAAAGCCCUGCCAGCGAAUAUGAGGGAGACGAUUGAAAGGCACGAGAAGGAGGGAACGACGGAUAGCCCCGAAUAUCAACAGGGGAUGGGGAUCUUCUAUGAGAAGCACGUUUGCAAGACCCCCUGGCCGAAGGUGAUGGAAACGUCCUUCGCGGCUAUGAUGCGACAUCCCACCGUAUAUCAUACGAUGAUCGGACCGUCAGAGUUUACGAUCACAGGAACGCUGAAGUCGUGGUCAUGUCUGGAUCAGAUUCACACAAUCACUGCUCCAACUCUCCUCACCAACGGUGUGAUGGACGAAGCGCAGGACGUCUGCGUGAGUCCUUUCUUCCAGAGAAUCCCGCAUGUGAAGUGGGCGCAGUUCUCGCAGCGUCACAUGCCAUUCUUGGAGGAGGAGAACCAGGCGAGGUACCUUCAAGUGGUGGCUGAUUUUCUGACGUAUCCUCAAUAGUUGAUCCUAUAAGAUAUAAGUAAGAUUGAAUGCAUGGGAAUGGAAUAGCCAGAUUGUCACAGAGAUUUCCUCCUUUCACGGGUACAGCGAAG